Molecule: messenger RNA, 908 nt
Organism: Dermatophagoides pteronyssinus (European house dust mite)
Lineage: Eukaryota; Metazoa; Arthropoda; Arachnida; Sarcoptiformes; Pyroglyphidae
Product: mitochondrial inner membrane protease subunit 2
Cellular component (GO): mitochondrial inner membrane peptidase complex; membrane
Molecular function (GO): serine-type endopeptidase activity
Source: RefSeq, a predicted model, not a curated record
GAAUACAGGGUAAAAAACGACUUUCAACAAAUCGAAACAUUGUUUUUAUUUUCAUUGUUUUUGUUUUGAAGAAUUUUUUAUUUACAAAUUCACCCAAAAAAAAGUAUUCUUCACAUCGGCUAUAUAUAUUUUUGUCGAAUCAAAUCCAAAUGUCUUCAGUAUUUAGUAUAAAAAAUCUAGUCCGUACAUUAUCAUUAUCAGUACCAUUAACAUUAAUAUUUUUUGAUAAUAUUGCCUAUAUUGCACGUGUUGAUGGUGUUUCUAUGCAACCAACAUUAAAUCCCUGUGAUUAUGAUGAAAAUAAUUUCAAUGAUAAUGAUAAUACUGAUGGAUCGAUAAAUAUUAAAAAUUUAUUAUUCAAUCGUUUCAAUUCAUCCGAUUUAAUAUGGUUAUCACAUUGGGCAACACGUAAUUAUCAAAUUGAACGUGGUUAUAUUGUUAGUUUAAUAUCACCGAAUAAUCCAAAUCAAAUUAUUAUAAAACGUGUAAUUGGUGUUGAAGGUGAUACUGUUGUUACAAGAAGAAAUUUUAAAUUCGAAACAAUACGUAUACCGAAAGGACAUUGUUGGGUUGAAGGUGAUAAUCAUACGAAAUCAAUGGAUUCAAAUAUAUUUGGUCCAGUUUCGGUUGGUUUAAUAACAGCACAAGCAAAAUAUAUAAUAUGGCCACCAAAACGUUGGCAAUCAUUAACAAAACAAAUGCCUAAUGAUCGUAUAUAUGUAGUUGUUAAAGUUAGUAGUAAAUCUUUUAAAUUUCCAAGUAUAAUAUUACCAGAUCCUUGUAUAAUUGAAUUGAAUGUUGAUCCAUUAUCAUCAAGCAUUGUACAGCAUCAUCAUUCGCCAUCCAGCACAUCAUCAUCGUCUAAAUUGGGUUUGAUAACAACAAUUUUGGAUGAAGAUUCAUUCUAG